AUGGAUGCCUCCUGGCAGCACUUGGAUUAUUUUUGGAUAGGUGCACCGGGGACUGGCUUUAAACAAGAAGUAGAGUUCAAGACAUUGCCGGCCUACUGUUUACUCUGUAAAAUGCAGGGCCAUAACAAAAGGACCUGUAGGAAAGACAAGAGCAAACCAGCAUUUGAAAAAGUAGAACAGCAAAAGGUAGCAAAGGAGCCCUGUGAGGUUAGAAGGGAACCGAAUGCUGAAGAAAGGAUAACUGACGUGGGAGGGAAUGAUGGAACAAAGUCUGGCGCGGUGGAAGUUUUGGAAGGACCCAUUCGGACUGGAGAGGAGAAUGUGAGAAUGACAAAGCAAGAAGGAGAGCGGGGCCUGGGCACGUCAAGGGGAAGGUUGAAGAAGCUAGAAAAAAAAUUCAACAUUAAAGUUGUAGCGUUAGCAGAGACAUUUGUGGAUGAGAGGAAGAUGGAUAAUAUCAAGAAGCUCCUAUGGCUGGAAAACGGGUGCUCUAACCAAGCACAAGCUAGAAAGAUUUGGCUGUUGUGGGAUAAAAGUGUUGACGUGAACGUGGUUCGCAUGAGCGAUCAAUUUAUUAUGGCAAAAAUUUCGGAGUGGAGUACAGAUAUCUUACUAACCUUUGUCUAUGCUAAAUGCAACUAUGGGCUUUGUAGGCAGCUAUGGAAGGACUUGGAGGAGGAAGCGCAGAUGAACUUACCUUGGAUGAUUCUAGGGGACUUCAACGUUAUAAGAACGAACGAUGAAAGAAGGGGGGGUGCUGCUCGCCCUAUGAUAGCAAUGGAGGAAUUUAACAGCUGGAUCAGUGGAUGUGGGCUACUCGAAAUAAGUUCCCAAGGAAAUAGGCUAACCUGGUGUAAUGGGCAAGAAGGUUUAGCAAAGUGUUGGGCUUGGCUAGACAGAGAAUUUAUUAAUACACAGCUCCUAGAGUUGCUCCCUCAGACAUUGUUGACUUACUUGGAGCGUAAUACUUCGGACCACUCCCCAAUGAUAGUCUCCUAUGACCAAAAUUACCAAAGGUACGGGCCAACUCCUUUCCGUUUUCAACAAAUGUGGAUGGAACAUAAAGAUUUUUUUACUCUAGCUAAAAAGUGUUGGGAGAAGGAAGAGACUGGAAGAGGAUUGGAGAAGCUGGCCUUUAAACUGAAGCAGGUGCUUAAAACAUGGAACAAAGAAAAAUUUGGUCGAGUGGAAACAGUGAUCCGAGAACUAGAGCAGAGAAUUGAAGCACUUGAUUUGCACCUACAGGAGGGAUAUGAGGAAGCAGUGGAACAAGAUCUACUUAUUUCGAAAAUGGAAUUAGAAACAUGGAAAAAGAGGGAGGAGUCUAUGCUAGCACAAAAGGCCAAAGUUAAAUGGCUUAGAGCAAGGGACAACAACACUCGUUUCUUUCACUCAGUUUUGAAGAGAAGGCAGCAAAAUCAAGUUAAUCAAAUGCUUAAAGCUGAUGGAACUUCCUUUGAAUCUCCUGAAGCAGUUCACAAGGGAGCAGUUACAUACUUUCAAGAAUUGUUGAGCAAAGGAGGAGAGGGGGGCCUACCAGAACUGAACCCAUUCAUAGACAAAAUUAUAACAGAAGAGGAAAAUAAAGAAAUCACAAAAAGUCCCUCAGUAGAAGAAAUUCAGCUGGCACUUUUCAGCAUUCCAACGGAAAGCAGCCCGGGGCCAGAUGGAUUUGGCUCGGGUUUUUAUAGACAUUGUUAG
Molecule: messenger RNA, 1701 nt
Organism: Carya illinoinensis
Lineage: Eukaryota; Viridiplantae; Streptophyta; Magnoliopsida; Fagales; Juglandaceae
Exons: 2
Coding region: 1-1701 (566 amino acids)
Source: RefSeq, a predicted model, not a curated record